UAUGUCGAGGAUGAGGUUGUGGUGAACGACGGUUCAUUUAAUUCAAUACAAUAUCGUAAGUUAAUAUGAUUCCCCUAUUCAAUUCAAGUUUCCUUGCCUUGAUGCAAUGCCAUUGGAGAAGUAAAAUUUUGAUGCCAAGCGUAAAUUUAGAUUCCAAAAUGGACCCAAAAUUCAAGCCUGCCACACGACUAUAGUUGCAUCAAAAAUAGCAUGAAGAGAAAAGUUUGCCAAUAGGAGUAAGGCAAUCUCACCUUAUCCACACUCUAAGCCACAAUCUCUUAUCCAAUUCAUCGUCUCCUUUUGCCACAUCACUCUUUAUCAGAUAUGCUCAAUCACAAAUCUAUUAUACUCUAAGACUCUUUGAAAAAGCCAAUUAAGCUUCUUUUUUUGUAGUAAACAAAGUCCCUUUUGCAGCAAUGGCAGCCAUGAACUCCAGCGUUUUGGCAUGCAACUAUGCUAUCUCAGGCAAUGGAUCGUCUGAGCUUAAUGCCAAGCUUGCUUCAGUUUCUUCAGCUGCUUCCCCAGUUCGGUCUGGUGGUCACAAGUUGCCUGUGAUCAGAGCCCAGCAGACUAAAGUUUCUGAUUCCAAAGAAUCAAGUGUUAGUGAAGGAAGAAGAGCUGCUAUGCUCUAUUUGGCAGCUACUCUUUUCACAACUGCUGCUGCUGCUUCUGCAGACGCUGGGGUCAUUGAUGAUUACCUUGAAAAGAGCAAAGCUAACAAGGAAUUGAAUGACAAGAAGAGGUUGGCCACAAGUGGAGCAAACUUUGCCAGAGCUUACACAGUUGAAUUUGGCAGCUGCAAGUUCCCUGAGAACUUUACUGGCUGCCAGGAUCUUGCAAAGCAAAAGUACCAUUCAUCUCUGAUGAUUUGGACUUGGAGUGUGAAGGAAAGGACAAAUACAAGUGUGGUUCCAAUGUUUUCUGGAAAUGGUGAAGAGAUCCAAAUGUAUUUUUCACUUAAACCGUCGACUCUACCUCAACUUGUAUCUAAUUUUCCCAUUUUAACAGACUUUCAUAUCCAUUUGUUUUCUUAUUUUUCUUUAUAUGUUUCUAUUAUAUUAACUUCCAUAUUUCCAUAUCCAAAUUUCAUCAGAGUAAUGCUGCAGAAACUAGUUAAAAGUUUCUAGAUGAAUCUUGGUUUUGCAGAUUUGAUGCAUGAUGAUGCUUGUUUUCAUAUAUUUUGGUUUGAUACCCCUGGCAUGUCCCAACUUACAGAUCUUCUAACCAUUUUUUCCCUCAGAUUGUAGUUCAAA
Durio zibethinus is the source of this 1253-nucleotide messenger RNA. NCBI's taxonomy places the organism in Eukaryota, Viridiplantae, Streptophyta, Magnoliopsida, Malvales, Malvaceae. The record is from RefSeq and is a predicted model, not a curated record.